Molecule: messenger RNA, 1377 nt
Organism: Caenorhabditis briggsae
Lineage: Eukaryota; Metazoa; Nematoda; Chromadorea; Rhabditida; Rhabditidae
Exons: 8
Coding region: 1-1377 (458 amino acids)
Cellular component (GO): nucleus; cytoplasm
Molecular function (GO): protein serine/threonine phosphatase activity
Source: RefSeq, a predicted model, not a curated record
AUGAGAUCCCAUACUACGCACACACAUUAUUCAAUAACUACUCAAGGAACCUACCACCUUCUUCUUCAAAACAAUGAGUGCUUCGAAUCCGAAUCCACCACCAUCUUCCACUGCUUCACUCCAUCCACAACUCCCUCGGCAAAUGCUCCUUCUCCAGCAACUCAGACUCCGCCCCCACCGGCAGCACCAUCGACGAUUCCAAGCGCAACACUACCAACAGCAAAACCAACUGCUGACACAAAUAAAGAAGGAGCUUCUGAUUUCAACCAAUGGAACAUCACUGAGGCAGACGAAAAAGGAUUCAAACUUUCGCAAUUGAUCAAAAAGUUGUUAAAACAAGGAACCGCAAAAGCUGUUCCAUUUGAACAAAAAGAUGUCCACAUACUCCUAAACCGUGUCUUCAAGUACUACACAUGUCCACCGGAUAAAAAAGGAAGUAGUACUGGUCCACCACCUCCUCCGCCUGGAUCCGCAUCUGCUACGACAUCCGUGACACCUCCGAAAUCACCGGCUCAACCGCUUCUCGAACUACAAGCACCUAUCAAUAUUUGUGGAGACACUCAUGGCCAGUAUAAUGAUUUACUUCGUAUUUUCAAUUCUUGUGGAGCACCAACAAAAAAUCAAUAUCUGUUCCUGGGCGACUAUAUUGAUCGAGGUCGUCAUUCGUUGGAAGUCAUCAUUUUGCUUUUUGCUCUCAAGUUGGCAGUACCAAAGAAAGUUCAUUUAUUAAGAGGAAACCACGAAUUGAAAGCUAUCAACAAAAACUACGGAUUCUACGGAGAACUUAAAACAAGAUUCCGUUGUGGUGCUGGAACCAAUACUGGUGUUGCGGAGAGACUCUAUGCACAUUUCAAUCAAGUAUUUUCCUAUAUGCCAUUGGCUGCAAUUGUCUCAAAACGAAUUCUGUGUAUGCAUGGAGGAAUUUCCCCUCAUCUCCGAACUCUUGAUGACAUUCGUGGAAUCGGUUUACCAUUGGAAACAGCGAAAUCGAAUCCACUAGCCUGUGACCUACUUUGGGCGGAUCCUGAGAAGACCGCGAACGGUUUUGAGCCAAAUAAGAUUCGUGCUAUUUCUCAUAUUUUUGGAAAGAAAGAAGUCGAUGAUUUGUGUAAACGAUUAGAUAUCGAUUUGAUUGUCAGAGCGCAUCAGGUUGUCGAGUACGGCUAUGCCUUCUUUGCCGAUCGUCGUCUUAUCACUGUCUUCUCGGCGUCUCGUUAUCAAGAUGAACUACAUAACUAUGCGGCAGUGGUGAUUGUGAAUCGCAUGCUCGAGUUGAGCUUCGUACAAUUGAAGCCAGAAGAAUUUGAAAAACGACGAGAGGAACAGGAUAAGGCGGGUGGAGCAAAUCAGGAGCAAGUCACUGCUAAUACAAAUUGA